UAUUGUACAAAUCCGCAUUUCAAACUUACUUUUGAAUUAUGUCACACAUAACAUGAAUAAAUCAGCAAAUAAGGUCCUAGAGUAUGUGUCAAAGAUGUAGGAGGAAGGUCACAGCCAAUCUCUACUGAAAAAUCUGCCACCAUGGAAUCACACAUGUCCCCCCAAAGAGUUCUUAGCUAUUUUUCCUUUUGUAUCUCUCUUAUUUACAAAGUUUUGGUAUAAAGCCAAUUAAAUGACUUUCUACUGAUGUACAAGGUCCUGGGAGGAUAUAUAAGGGUACAGCCACACACAGAGAAGGCUAGAAGGGAAAGCUGUCAAUAUUCUAAAAGGGAAAAUACAAUUUUAAAAAAUUGCGCCUCCCCCAACUACAGCAAAACCUAUAAUCUUCUUAGAAUCUGCUUUCCCACCUUCCAGAAUAGAUGCUGAGCUUUUUCAACAAACGGACAGUAAAGGAAAGCCCACUCCAAGACUUGGCCACAAUCCCUUUCCAAACAAGACAGGGGGUGCUGACUACUGUCGCGGCCUUCGGUCUCCUGGGAAGCGGUUUGCCUUCGCCGCAACCCAGGAAGGGGAGGCGCGCCCCAAGACUGCAAAUACCGGAGGCUCCUCUUGGGCGGGGGAGGCGCUUCUCGGGACGAGAGGCACCUCUGCCCCGGCUGCGCGCACAGAAACGGAAACCACUAGCGGAUCCGAAGUGAGUCAAGUGAUGAAAUCAGGACUCGGCGGGAGGAGGCUCAGCAACCUAACUGGUGACAGAAGCUCCCGAAACCUGCCACGGACACCGCGCCACGUGCGGCUGCCCCACCGCGUGCGGUCCUGGGGCUGAGCGUGCGUGCGUGGGAACCUAGGUAUUAUCAUUUAAAGGAACUUUCUUACCAACAUAUCUAUGAUAAAAAAUAAAAGUCACAGAGGAAAUCUUAGCUGUUAUUUCUCAAGAAACAAGCAUUAAUGUCAGAAUGGCUCACGUAAAGCGACUAGUAAAGUUACAUAUUAAAAGACACAAAAAAUUCUGGAAGCUUGGUGCAGUAAUUUUUUUCUUUAUAAUAAUUUUGAUUUUAAUGCAAAGAGAAGUAAAUGUUCAAUUUUCCAAAGAGGAAUCAAGGAUGGAAAGAAACCUGAAAAACAAAAACAAAGUGCUUGAUUUAAUGUUAGAAGCUGUAAACAAUAUUAAAGAUGCAAUGCCAAAAAUGCAGAUAGGAGCACCUGUGAGGCACCACGUUGAUGCCGGGGAGAGACCCUGCCUGCCAGGAUAUUACACAGCAGCAGAACUGAAACCUGUUCUCGACCGCCCACCUCAGGAUUCGAAUGCCCCCGGUGCUUCUGGAAAGGCCUUCAAGACAACCAAUUUAAGUAUUGAAGAGCAAAAGGAAAAAGAACGUGGGGAAACGAAACACUGCUUUAAUGCUUUUGCAAGUGACAGGAUUUCUUUACACCGAGAUCUUGGACCCGACACACGACCUCCUGAAUGUAUUGAACAAAAAUUUAAGCGCUGCCCUCCCUUGCCUACCACCAGUGUCAUAAUAGUUUUUCAUAAUGAGGCGUGGUCCACGCUGCUUAGGACUGUCCACAGUGUGCUCUAUUCUUCACCUGCAAUACUGCUGAAGGAAAUCAUUUUGGUGGAUGAUGCUAGUGUAGAUGAUUACUUACAUGAAAAAUUAGAAGACUACAUAAAACAAUUUUCUAUAGUAAAAAUAGUUAGACAAAAGGAAAGGAAAGGUCUGAUCACCGCUCGGUUGCUAGGAGCAGCUGUGGCAACCGCCGAGACGCUCACAUUUUUAGAUGCUCACUGUGAGUGUUUCUAUGGUUGGUUAGAGCCUUUGCUGGCCAGAAUAGCCCAGAACCACACUGCUGUGGUGAGCCCAGACAUUGCCUCCAUAGAUCUGAACACAUUCGAAUUCAACAAGCCUUCUCCUUACGGGAGUAACCAUAACCGUGGAAAUUUUGACUGGAGUCUUUCAUUUGGCUGGGAGUCACUUCCUGAUCAUGAGAAGCAAAGAAGAAAAGAUGAAACCUACCCAAUUAAAACACCCACUUUUGCAGGAGGCCUCUUUUCCAUAUCAAAAGAAUAUUUUGAGUAUAUUGGAAGUUACGAUGAAGAAAUGGAAAUCUGGGGAGGUGAAAAUAUAGAAAUGUCUUUCAGAGUGUGGCAAUGUGGUGGGCAGUUGGAGAUUAUGCCUUGCUCUGUUGUUGGACAUGUUUUUCGCAGCAAAAGCCCUCAUUCCUUUCCAAAAGGCACUCAAGUGAUUGCUCGCAACCAAGUUCGCCUUGCAGAGGUCUGGAUGGAUGAAUACAAGGAAAUAUUUUAUAGGAGAAACACAGAGGCAGCCAAGAUUGUUAAGCAAAAAUCAUUUGGUGAUCUUUCAAAAAGACUUGCAAUAAGAAAACGCUUGCAGUGUAAAAAUUUUACAUGGUAUUUGAACACCAUUUAUCCAGAAGUGUAUGUGCCAGACCUUAAUCCGGUGAUAGCUGGAUAUAUUAAAAGUGUUGGUCAGCCUCUGUGUCUGGACGUUGGAGAGAAUAAUCAAGGAGGCAAACCACUGAUUUUGUACACAUGCCAUGGACUUGGGGGGAACCAGUACUUUGAAUAUUCUGCUCAACAUGAAAUCCGGCACAGCAUCCAGAAGGAAUUAUGUCUUCAUGCUACUCUGAAUCUGCUUCUGCUGAAAGCAUGUGCCUACAAAGGUCCCAGGACCGUUGCCAUUGGGGAGCAGAUAUGGGAAAUGCAGAAGGAUCAACUGCUGUAUAAUCCGUUCUUAAAACUGUGCCUUUCAGCAAAUGGAGAGCAUCCAAACUUAGUGUCGUGCAGUCCAUCAGAUCCACUCCAAAAAUGGAUUUUUAACCAAAAUGAUUAAGUGUUCCUUAAAAUUAAGGAGUUGGAAAUGAGAUAUUCUUUCUCAUAAAACUGUGACUAGGCGUACACUGUAGUUUUGGGAAGUUAUGCAAAAGCAGCUAAUUGUAACUUAUUCCAAGUGCAUUUUCCUUAUUUAUAUCUUCAAAUGUCUAUGUAGCACAGCUACAGAAAUCCCGUUUCUGUUUUAAAGCACAAUAGCUAGUAAUACCAAAGACCGUUUUGAAAUGUCCAGAUGUAGAAGAGAUGUUUACAGAAUGAUGACAAUUAUUUUCUUAGUAAACUGAUAUUUGUGUGUUUGUACGCUUGAGGAUAUUCAUAGCUAUAGUCAUACACUCACUAUGUAACUUCCCCUAGUUUUUUUUUUGGGGGGGGGAAGGAUAAAGAUCUGAUACUGUAUUUUUUUAAACUACAUAGCAAUGGAUUAAUGAAGGUCAAGCAGUGGCCUUUGUAUGGAAACCAGGUAAUUUUUAUAGAUGUAGAAUUUACUAUUUUAAAAUGCAGGUAAAAUUAUUUUGUCUUUUGUUGUAUUGUCUGUCAGAUGUUUCCUUAAAUAUGAAGUUGAAUAAGAAGGUAUUUUUAACACUUAAAUUUGUUGGGAAAUCUUAAAAUAUUUUUAAAAUCUGAAUCUACUCUACUUGAUGCACUUGAUGGCUUUUAAGAAAAUAUAUUGUGUGCUUUUCCAAAGCAAUUUUUAAAAACUUUAUAAAUUAUUACCUGUUGAAAGUUGUCCUUUUCCUUUCUUCUAGUUUUUUUUCUUACCAAAAUUUACUAAUUUUGAAUGCGUAUAACAUUGACUUUUAAAUAUGGAAUACUUGACUCACUUAGUGCUACAUUUUAUUUGUUUUUGAUUCAUUAUGGAUUGUCUUUGUAAUGAAUUUUUUCACAAAAAUUUAUUUUUACCUAUAUGGAAAGUACAAUAAAAAUCCUAAUUACUAUUAUAGUCAUUUGCUUAAAUUUCUUCCUCGUUUGGAUAAAAUCUGUACUUAAUAAUAAAUAGGGGAGGUAUGAAUCUUAUAUACUCUUAUUUUUAAUAUCUAUUGUUGAUAAAACCACCACAUUUCCCUAAGAAAAAUUCAAACACUUGAUAUAAAUAGCAUAAAAAUUAGAGAAUGGAAAACAUGCUUUUUAGAUAUUUAGAAAAUUUUCUACAAAUUACUACUUUCCUUGAGCAUCUGAUAGUGAUUUUUU
Molecule: messenger RNA, 4039 nt
Organism: Octodon degus (degu)
Lineage: Eukaryota; Metazoa; Chordata; Mammalia; Rodentia; Octodontidae
Gene: Galnt3
Product: polypeptide N-acetylgalactosaminyltransferase 3
Exons: 11
Coding region: 957-2852 (631 amino acids)
Cellular component (GO): Golgi apparatus
Source: RefSeq, a predicted model, not a curated record